Haliaeetus leucocephalus (bald eagle) is the source of this 2191-nucleotide messenger RNA. RefSeq names its product SHC (Src homology 2 domain containing) transforming protein 3 (gene SHC3). The coding region runs from base 293 to 2191 and encodes 632 amino acids. Lineage: Eukaryota; Metazoa; Chordata; Aves; Accipitriformes; Accipitridae. Gene Ontology annotation, biological process: intracellular signal transduction; cell surface receptor protein tyrosine kinase signaling pathway. The record is from RefSeq and is a predicted model, not a curated record. The transcript has 12 exons. Gene Ontology annotation, molecular function: receptor tyrosine kinase binding. Gene Ontology annotation, cellular component: plasma membrane.
GGUCCUUCUCAUUUGUGUGAGUCAUGCUUUUGCUGUGAGCGAGUUGGCAGCUCUAAGCAGGACUGGGAUCUCUGUCACAGAAAACUGUUACUUCACCCAACCUUAACGGGGAACCAUAAGAAAUUUCUUAAAAAUAUAUCUUUUUUUGUUCUUCCUUAUACUCUUUUCUUUUUUACCCCCAAAUCCUGUUAUCCAUCCGUGUUGUUAUGAAUCGCCUGCUAUGUUAGCACAGGCAUCUCCUGCGUUGGCAUCAGAUUUGCCAGAACAUAUGCAGGAAACCAGAUAGAAGGGCAUGCUUCAACGUACCAAGUAUAACCGCUUCAGGAAUGAUUCAGUGACAUCAGUUGAUGAUCUUAUUCACAAUUUGUCCAUGAACAGCAAGGUCUCAGCAGUUGCCACGACUUCAACAACACCUUCAUACCUGGUCUCGCCAGAGGUUCUCCGCAAGGACCAAGAAGAUGGACCCACCACCCUGUGCACCCUCAUCCAUAAAGUGUCCCACUUGAAACUCUCUAACACGGGCAGCCUUUUGGGUAUCAAAAACCUCUCCUCUGCAGUAAAGGAGCUUGCUGUGUCCAAGUUGCAGGGAAGCUCAGGUGCUUCUAGCUCAGCAGCAGGGGCUUCAGACAACACAUGUAACCUUGUCUCUGCCACUUCGUGUUCUCAGCAGGACGCCAGCAAGAUGAGCAUGGGGAAAAAAACACGGUCAGAGGAAACGCACCCGGGAGGUGAAGACUGGAAUCAAAGUAGCAGCUUUGUCAGUAAACCCUCUCGAGGAUGGCUGCACUCGAGUGAGAAGAUCCUGGGACCUGGUGUGACGUACAUUGUGAAGUACUUGGGGUGCAUAGAAGUCUUACGCUCAAUGAGAUCUCUUGACUUCAGUACUAGAACACAGAUUGCAAGGGAAGCUAUCAGUCGUGUUUGUGAAGCCAUGCCUGGUGCCAAAGGAGCCUUCAAGAAACGAAAGCCACCAAGCAAAGUUCUUUCUAGCAUCUUGGGAAAGAGCAAUCUUCAGUUUGCAGGAAUGAGCAUAAUGCUGAAUAUCUCCACCACCAGCUUAAACCUAAUGACUCCUGAUACAAAACAGAUCAUAGCGAAUCACCAUAUGCAGUCUAUUUCCUUUGCAUCUGGAGGUGAUCCGGAUACAGCUGACUAUGUUGCAUAUGUAGCUAAGGAUCCUGUUAAUCGGAGAGCUUGUCAUGUACUCGAAUGCCGUGAUGGCCUGGCCCAGGAUGUCAUCAGCACCAUAGGGCAAGCGUUCGAGCUUCGAUUUAAGCAAUACUUGCGAUGCCCCUCUAAGAUACCUACUUUCCAUGAUAGGACGCAGAGUUUUGAUGAGCCAUGGAUGGAGGAAGAUAACGAGACAACAGAACAUCCUUAUUACAACAACAUCCCAAAUAAAAUGCCCCCCCCUGGCGGCUUCAUGGAUGCCAGGCUCAAAGCAAGACUUCCCACUGCUGCAGAUACAGCUCAGUCUGCAGCAGGAGUGGGAGGAGAGCAAACCUAUUACCAGAGUCGUCACUUAGGAGACAAAUUCAUUGAAGACUGGCAUCAUUGGCCUGUUAAGCAAGGAUCUCUGGAUAUUUGUAGUAUGCCGGAAGGGAACUCACAAGUAACCCCAACAACAGAGAUGCCAACAUAUGUAAACACCCAGCAUAUAAACAUAGAAGCUCUAUUGGCACUUCAGGCAGAUGCUGAAAGUACCUUCAGUGGAACAGCAGAUGAUACCAAAGAGAGCAGCCCAGGAAAGGAUCUGUUUGACAUGAAACCAUUUGAAGAUGCCCUCAAGAACCAAACGUCUGAGGCUGCACUGAGAAAAUCCACCUCCACGGGGUGCACCAGUCCUCUUUUAUCCAGAGCAGCUGACCGGACUGUAGCUGAACAGCUGAGUACAGAGCCGUGGUAUCAAGGAGAAAUGAGCAGGAAAGAAGCAGAACAGCUGUUAAAGAAAUGUGGAGACUUCCUCGUGAGGAAGAGUACCACGAAUCCCGGCUCCUAUGUGCUGACAGGCAUGCACAACGGCCAAGCCAAGCAUCUUCUUUUGGUGGACCCAGAAGGAACUGUUCGUACAAAAGAUCGUGUCUUUGACAGCAUAAGUCAUCUCAUCAAUCACCAUCUCGAGAAUAAUUUGCCAAUAGUUUCUUCUGGAAGUGAACUCUGCCUGCAGCAGCCUGCUGAGAGGAAACACUGA